Messenger RNA from Ornithodoros turicata, 1276 nucleotides. RefSeq lists its product as uncharacterized. The coding region runs from base 267 to 1055 and encodes 262 amino acids. The transcript has 4 exons. The record is from RefSeq and is a predicted model, not a curated record. NCBI's taxonomy places the organism in Eukaryota, Metazoa, Arthropoda, Arachnida, Ixodida, Argasidae.
UGCCGCAUUAACUGAUAUUAAAUCAUUCCUUUUAAAAUGCUACAUCGACUUACGCGAGGUAUUACAGCGAUAAUCUCAUUUAUCGGCAAGGUCCGACCAGUAAUAUUGUGGAUAUCAUCGUCCGAGGCUGUCACCAAUGGACGACAACAACGAAGCCAAAUUGGCGUUCGAGAUCACGAGAAGAAGAAGGAACCAGAGCGUGAGGAACAAACACUAAGGACUAGCAUCGGCAAUCGGUAGACAGAAGUCAAAGCUAGCAGAAGACGAUGUACGCGCUGGACGAACCCCACGACGGUGUUCCUGCAUUACCGGAGGACUCCGCAGCGACGAUGUCGCAGUACCCGCAGGGCGCAGGUUCCAACACCCUGAGCUGCACCUCCCCUACCUUCCCUUUUCCCGUUCCCUCUCCUCCUCCGUACUCCUCCUCGCCUUCUUUCUCCCCUUACGGGUACAUGUCACCCCCGAUGUCUCCCGGGGCCGCCUACUUUCAGGACCCCAACGUUCAGUACUGCCAGGAGUACCCUCGCCGCAACCACGACACCCCCGAUCCCGCCAACAACAACAACAACAGCAGCAACAGCAGCAGCAGCAGCGCGUCGGAGUCCGAACGUCGGAAGAGCGAGAGUUCGUCGUCGUCUCCCUUGUCGGGCGGGUCUCCGUCGAAGGCAACGGGACGACGCCGUCCCUUGUCGCCCUCGCAUCCGCCCGUGGGACCCUGGGUUGCUCCGAUUAGACCGGUCGCGUCUCCCGUGCCCUCUAAGACCGUUGGCUGCGGCUUCGUGACCAUGUCUGUCAUGCUGGUCAUCGGCGGUGUGCUGGGUGGCGUCAUGUUCGGCUCCUACAUGAUGCAAUUCUUUCCCCUUCGUGAACCACCAGACACUCACGGCUUCAGUGGCGACCUCCUCCUGCAGACGGACGAUCACGAAGGCGACUUCAGCCACCGCUUUGGAGUCGUAUCGGUGUCGACAGACGCGCCGCCAAGCGUGACAACGUUGAACGAGCCGACCCAGUCUAUCGCCAUUAACGACACCAACGGCAUCGCGAGCAAUUCGUGAAGCUUACGACGGUGGCUUCUUUACGUGGCCGUUUCGUACGGCCGUCGUUGACUGACGACUGCUAAUUUAAUUUCGACUAACGCUAUUACCUGGACUUUGUCUUUGCAUAUGACCGUGAAAUACAUGAAGUGGAAGGAAUUAUAUUUUCAGUCGAGAGUCGUCACCGUUUAUCCCAGUGCAGUAUCGCAGCGGAGAUUAAGAUUAAAUGGAGAGCCAAUCGA